Gallus gallus (chicken) is the source of this 5312-nucleotide messenger RNA. It is a transcript of the gene ZDHHC18, whose product is annotated as zinc finger, DHHC-type containing 18. Bases 2420 to 3493 code for a protein of 357 amino acids. Gene Ontology annotation, molecular function: protein-cysteine S-palmitoyltransferase activity. NCBI's taxonomy places the organism in Eukaryota, Metazoa, Chordata, Aves, Galliformes, Phasianidae. Gene Ontology annotation, cellular component: endoplasmic reticulum; Golgi apparatus. Gene Ontology annotation, biological process: peptidyl-L-cysteine S-palmitoylation; protein targeting to membrane. The record is from RefSeq and is a predicted model, not a curated record. The transcript is spliced from 10 exons.
GACCCCAACCGGAAGACGACCUCCCGCAACCUAUUUCGCACCUCGGCACUGGACGGGCUCCGAGCGGCCCCUCGGGGGGCCGCAGCGCUGCCGGGUUCGGCUCGGGGGGUGCGGGUGGGUGCUAAGUUGAACUAUGAUUGUCAUCCCCUAAUGGCUGACAACUGGGAAAGCAUCACUGGAGAAGGACCACCAAUGAGGCAGACUUUGCAGAAAGGUGAAAGGAGAGGAUCUGUUGCAAAAUGUGAAAAUGAAAGGGGGAAAGUCUACAGGUACCACUGAUCCCAGACAACCUUUGUAACAUGUGUGUUUGCCUGGUAAGUUUGCAUUUCAGAUCACAUGCGAAUAAACACAGCUCAAGGCCCAAACAAGUGACUGGCCCAUGAGAAAGGGCUCAUGCCAGCUUGGGAGCACAUACAGACUGCCUCUUGCUUCUGCACGUAGCAAGAAACUUGUUUGUGAGCAACUGCUCUGCAGCUGCAACCAGAUCUCCCUGCUUUCUGUGAAUUAUGCUUUCUUGUCUCCUGCUGUCAUAAAUACAGCACUGAGAGGUGGUGUGGGCACAGCUGCCCUUGCUGAGGUGAGUGCCUCUCUAUUAAACUGGUGUAUAUUAACUUGCCUCCGUGUAUGUUCUUUGGGAUUGAUAAACCUUAAGCAGAAGCACUGGCCAAGUUUGUAAUUACUAAGUUGAGGCUCAGCUCGUUAGCUGGUGCUACCUGCAGCAAGGUGAGGGUGGGAUUGACACUGAAAGAGUCAUGGCUGCUUGUGCUGCUGUUCCUUGUGGCAGUCUGGUUUAGUAUAUUAAGUCAUUGCUUUCUGUCAGCAGUAGUUGAGAGAGCUGAAAGCCAAAGCAGUCAAAUAUUUUAGGUUUAGGUUGGAUUUUAGGAGGAAGUUUUUCACCCAGAGGGUGGUGACGCACUGAACAGGUUGCCCAAGGAGGCUGUGGAUGCCCCAUCCCUGCAGGCAUUCAAGGCCAGGCUGGAUGUGGCUCUGGGCAGCCUGGGCUGCUGGUUGGUGACCCUGCACAUAGCAGGGGGUUGGAACUGGAUGAGCAUUGUGGUCCUUUUCAACCCAGGCCAUUCUAUGAUUUUAUCAUCUCAGUAGGUACGUGUGCUCUGUGGUGGGUGUUGUGAUAACAGCUAGAAACAUAUUGUAAGGAGCUUAAUUGGCAGUGACCCACCACGAUGAAAAGGUCAGAUUUCUCCAGGCUUUGGCCUUUGUGAAAAUUGACCUACUGCUUACUGGGGCUCUUUGCAAAAAUCUGACUUCUCAGAGUUUCGUUUUGUUGUGAAGCUGUUUCUGUCUUAAUAAACAAAGGUGUAUUUUUUGUAAUGUAAAGGAGGAUGCAGGAGAGCGGUUGCAUAACUGUCAGGUGUGUGUAUGCAUUUAUACCACUUCAUCACCAUAAAAUUGGACAAUAUGAGCAGAGUAAUCACAGAAAAAUAAACAGCACCGAUACAACAAGCUGGAGAAACACACAUUUCCUUCUAUCCUUCAAAUAUGCAGUCGAAUUAGUUAUCUUAUCUGCACUGAAAUUAACGUUUGAGGAACGCAAUGUGAACCUGGAGAGCAAUUUCUUUGUUUUUUAACAGCUAAAGAGGCACUUCAGCAUGGAGGAACACACCUUGUCUUGUUCCUGCCACUCUGCUACAUGAGCUGUUGUAACACAGAAUCUCCUUUAAGCAAUGACUGAGUGCAGAUGGCGUAGCUGAAGGGUAUGGCCCGUGGCUCUGUCACAGCACGGACAGCUGAUGUAAAUGUAUACCUUCCCUCCCACCGACACUUCCUUUUCAGAGCAUCCUAUGCUUUUUGGGCGCUCACAGAUUCAUUGUAACAAAGGGGGCCGGUCGGCACAGAGCCGGAGCUGUGGAUCGCCCUUCCCAAGCAGCACCAGGGCAGUACCCACAGUGUUCCCAGCGUCCCCUUUCUUUUAUGGGGUUGUUUUAUCCUGACUUCUCCCCCCCUCCCACCUUCCCAUUGGCGCUGCAGGGGAUGAGGUGGAAGAGCAGCGGUUCCCGGCAGGCGGAGGUGCGUCUCCCUCCCGCUGUUAUGCCGAAGAUGGUAAAGAAAGGUUCCCAUCUCGUUGGAAGGUAGAAACCCAAACCCUGCGCUCACAAAAGGAGCCCCCCGCUCCGAAACUCUCAGAUCCAAAACGCAGGAAGAGCUGCUGUCCUUACGACAGAGGAGAAGCGCAUAGCAGCAAGUCGCUGGCCCGGCUCGGAGCGGCUGCUCCCCGUUACGGCUCCUCUCUGCAGUCCCGUGAGGCCGCAACGACCCCCCCGGGCUGAGCCGUACCGCCCCGCGGCGCCGCCGCCGCUGUCCGGGCGGACACACCCCGCUCACACCGUCCCGGCGCGGCCGGCAGGGGGCGCUGCAACGCGGGGCGGGGCCGGGCCGGGCGCUGCGGGCUCCGGGCGGCGCCAUGAAGGACUGCGAGUACCGGCAGAUCCCGCCCGGUGCCGCCGCUCCGGGCCCCGCCGCCUCCCCGCCGCCCGCCGUACCGGAGCGCCCCGGCGAGAACCCGCGGCCCCGACGGAAAUGGGAGGUGUUCCCGGGCCGCAACCGCUUCUACUGCGGCGGCCGGCUGAUGCUGGCGGGGCACAGCGGAGUCUUCGCCCUCACGCUCGGCCUCAUCCUGGUCACCAGCGGUCUCUUCUUCGCCUUCGACUGCCCCUUCCUUGCCCGACACCUGACCCUGGCCAUCCCCAUCAUCGCAGCUGUCCUCUUCUUCUUCGUCAUCAGCUGCCUCCUCCAGACGAGCUGCAGGGACCCCGGGAUCCUGCCCAGAGCCACCCCCAGUGAGGCUGCGGACCUGGAGAAGCGCAUCGAUGCCAUGGGGACCUCCACGUACCGCCUGCCGGCCCGCACGAUGGAAGUGGUCAUCAACAAGUACGUGGUGAAGCUCAAGUACUGCUACACCUGCAAAAUGUUCCGUCCCCCACGCACCUCUCACUGCAGCGUCUGCGACAACUGCGUCGAGAGGUUUGAUCACCACUGCCCCUGGGUGGGCAACUGCGUGGGGAAGCGCAACUACCGCUACUUCUACGCCUUCAUCCUCUCCCUCUCCUUCCUGACGGCCUUCAUCUUCGCAUGCGUUGUCACCCACCUCACUCUGCGCUCUCAGAGAGACGGAUUCCUCACCACUCUGAAGACAACACCUGCAAGUGUGCUGGAGCUGGUGAUUUGUUUUUUCUCAGUCUGGUCUAUUUUGGGCCUCUCAGGUUUUCACACUUACUUAGUUGCCUCGAACCUGACCACGAAUGAAGACAUCAAAGGAUCCUGGUCAAACAAGAGGGGCUCAGAGUUUGCCAAUCCUUACAGCCAUAAAAGUAUCCUCACAAACUGCUGUGCGGUGCUGUGCGGACCGUUCCAUCCCAGUUUGAUAGACAGAAGAGGGUUCAUCCAGCCAGAUGUGGGGACGCCGGCCAGUCCAAAGAGCGAAAUCCCUUCCCUUGGAGCCAAACCUGACACCAGCAUGGUAGGAGGCGUGCCGUAGCGGUGCCGGGAUGUAGCCCAGUGCCCACCAUGCCUGCACCUAUCUCCAGCAGUACCUUCCCUUCUCACCAUCUCCCUGGCCUCAGGCAGGACAGCCUUGUGAUGCAGAGCUGCCAAAGACUCAGUCGAGCCAUACGUUGCCUUUUUUUUUUUCUUUUUUUUAAUAUCAUCAUCAUUAUUUAUUUAUUAUUUUUGUUUCUUCCUUUCACUGUGAUGUGACCUGCCUGGACUUCCGACUGAUGCAGGACCCCGGGGCUGCCUGGUGCCAGUAAGCAGGGAUCCCUCCUGCACUUGGGAAGCAAAACGGGUCUGGGGAGAGCCCUGAGCCUGGAGCAUCGCUCUGGGGAGCGGCUGCGUGCCCUGUGUGGGGUGGUGAGGGGCUGAGGAUGGGGCGUGGGGCUGGCAGAGGGAUCCUGCUUGGAGCUGUGCUGCUGAGCCUUGUCUGCUAGGCUGGUGCAGGUGGAAGCUCCCCGGUGCCCCUGCUGUAUCCAUGAACGCUUCUUGCUCCUCCGUGCCAAUGCAGAGGGGUUGCUGUGUGUCUUAGUGGCCAGGUAUUCGGCUUGACCCGCUGCCGGAGUGGCUUUUCUUUUCCAGCAGCUGCUGUGCCUUGCUGAGUUGUGGUUGUGCAGCCGUGGGAGCCGGCUGGGUGUCCCAGCUGCUGCUGGCCCUGUAUUCUGUGCGCUCACUGGGAGAGCGCUGGGGAGAUCUUGGCGUGUUGGCUCUGGCAGUAAGACAAAGCUUUGCAGCAAGGGCACAAGGUAGGAGGACCCUCACAGUGAGGAAGAAGAAACGCAUACACCAUCCUGCAGCUCUCCUUGUGAGAAGCUCCAGCUGUGAGGUUUGGGAUCCCUAACAUGCCAGGGAAGCCUGGCUGCCUCUGGCCUGUAGGAAAAUGGGAAGCUGCAGGAAAGUGGUGACUUCCAAAGGGCUGUGCUGUCCCACGUGGUUACACAGAGGGAGCAGCAAGCAGGUUCUGAUCUCUGACAGCCUCACAUCGUGCUCUUGCUUUGGGUUUUGGGCCAGCACAGAGCUCAGAGCGAUCCAUGUGAGCCGUGGUGCAUCGUUCCCAGCCCAUGGGUUGGACUCCCAGCUCUGCAGAUUGCUGACAGGAGCAGUACAGGGGGAGCCACAGGCCUUGUUAGCAAUACUUGAAUCGCGUAACUAAAAGCUGCUGGAUAAUUUUGCACAAUUUGUAGAUGUUUUUUCUAUGUAAUGUUUUUAUAUUCGACCUAGAUAGCGUUGUGCAUGUUAGCGCCAGGGUGGAGCCUUGCAGGGCUUUGUGUCAAGCUGCCUGCUUGGCUUUCCUGGGAGUUGCAGGCAGGGGUCUCAGCCUGGGGUGGGGGCAGCCUGUCCUGCUGAGUUAGCCAGGGCUGUGCUGUACGCAGCAGGUGACCGAGCCAGCCCACGUGGAGGGCUGCCAGCUCGCCAUGGCCACCAGCUUGCCUUCCCCUCUGCAAAGAGCCCGGCUGGCCCCAGGUGAGAGCGUGGCAGCUGCUCCAUUUCUGCUGCAUCCCCAGCAGAUGGCCCUCACUGAGCGCUGUGGGAACUGUGUGGCUCCGUGCCAUCCCAUGGGCAGCGUGCUUCAGCCUGGAAGCCUAAAAACCACCUUGGCAUCCCGGAGAGGCUGCUGUGCCCCCACAUCCCCACUGCUGCACGGCUGUCCCAGGGGUUUGCUCCUGCCGGCAAGGGCUGAGCAGGAGGGCCUGGGGCCAGGAGAGCGGUGUGCAGGGCGUCAGCAGGGCCCAGGCUCCUUCCUGUUCUUAUUGAAACCGGUUUCCUUGAUUACUUGUUGUAAUAAAAUUAUAUUUUUAAAGAGUUAA